UGACCAAGCAACCAACAUGCGCCAGCUAUUCCACCCACCUACAUGCUCGUUCCUGUCGCCGCCACGACCAGCAUCCACUCAGCCAGAGAGCCGUCGUCACCACCUUCGCAUCGUGCUGGACAAGGCGACUGAUCUCCCCGUGGGGGACUCGAUCCUCGCCGGCGGCGCAAGUGACCCGUACUUGAAGUUCUCGUUUGGAGCCCAUCGUAUCUGCAGUACGGUGGUGGUUAAGUCAUUGAAUCCGAGUUGGCGGCGUGAGCAAUUCGAGUUUGUGCUCACAGAGGACGAGAUCCAGACGCACCAGCAUCUUCAGAUCGAAGUGAAAGACUACGACAUGGCCAAGUCCGACGACCUCCUCGGCACGCUGGCGUUCGACAUAUCGGCAUGGCAAGGCGCGACUACUCUGACCGACAUGACCAUUCAAGCGUAUCCCAUUGAAACGCCCAAAGUCUAUACCAGCCAGCGAGUGCAGCCGCUUCUGUACGUAGGUGUGGCGUUGCUGUCCGAACUAGACGCGACGGACUUGGUCGUGAUGCAGAUAUGGGAACAUCAACGCCGCGGGGUCACGGGCGGAUGGCACCACUCGCACCUCAAGUCAAGUGACCCGUUGCCGUGGUCGAGUGACCAUCGCUCCCACGUUGGCGGCGUCUCGUUUGUAGACGCGGUGGAGGCCACGCCCGCGGGGUACAAGGAGGUUGGUCCAUGGGAAUUCAAAGUGGCCGUCGGCGACCCCGACGGAUGGGUGUAUGCGGUGUCGGCGGACGGACCAUGGGCCGACCAGCGCCUCCUGACGUCGAACGUGCGCAGACGGUUGUGGGCGCGUCAAUGCCGCCGAGACGCACUUGAAGGAGUGCUGUGUAUGGUGGGUGAAGAGAAAGGCGGCGAAGGUGCGCCAUAACGACAGGCACCAUGGCUACAUACACAUAUCUCGUACCUGCAAACGUCGGGGUACUGUACUACAGUAAGAUAUUUACGCUAUUGGCAAUCGCCGCACGAGAUACUAAAGCAAGGGAUCCAUUGAACAAUCCGCCGUCCUCGGGCACGUGUACCACAUUUAUGUUAGCGUUUUGUAUCUGGUAAAAUGACAAUACACCAACCAUCCAUUUAGUUGGUCUCCACGGGAUGGUUG
Molecule: messenger RNA, 1129 nt
Organism: Aphanomyces astaci
Lineage: Eukaryota; Oomycota; Saprolegniomycetes; Saprolegniales; Verrucalvaceae
Exons: 2
Coding region: 17-898 (293 amino acids)
Cellular component (GO): membrane
Source: RefSeq, a predicted model, not a curated record